This is a messenger RNA of Phialemonium atrogriseum, 7142 nucleotides long. RefSeq lists its product as uncharacterized. Gene Ontology annotation, cellular component: transcription factor TFIIIC complex. Lineage: Eukaryota; Fungi; Ascomycota; Sordariomycetes; Cephalothecales; Cephalothecaceae. The transcript is spliced from 3 exons. Gene Ontology annotation, molecular function: DNA binding. Gene Ontology annotation, biological process: transcription initiation at RNA polymerase III promoter; 5S class rRNA transcription by RNA polymerase III. The coding region runs from base 332 to 7048 and encodes 2238 amino acids. The record is from RefSeq and is a predicted model, not a curated record.
UCAUCCAACAUAGAAAACCCUGCUUGACCUAUUUCCCUAGCACUUUUUGCUUGAAGAGGUUCUACAAAUUCUAUUUCCUAUUGUCCCGAGCUUGCUAGCUACUAAAGUUACGGGUUGCUCACCGUGCCCACACCUCAGCGCCCAUUUCGCUCACCUUGAGAUUUGGCUUGACCCCAAAAGAUAGGUAGCCCGCCACCAGCCCGCCUUCUUUCCCCACACCCGCGAGUCAAAAUAGAUUCUUGAAUACCGGAACGCCCACAGUUCAAUUCCCGACAACCACAUUCUCCAUCUCUUUUUCUGCCCAUGACGUGUAACACUUCACACCAUCAAGAUGAAGGACGGGCUCGAGGAAGUGGUCGAGCACAUUCUCCCGGACCUCGUUUUGUCGGGCGAGAAGGGUGAGUUUACCUGCGCGUUCCCCUCCCUUCUCCUGUUUCUCGUGCUGGCCAAGGGGUAUUUCAAUGGCGCAGACUCGGGAGCUAUGGCUGUGCCCGGUCAUUCCCAGGGCGGGCCAAAUCCGCCUCCUGGGGCAGUUACCCCGGCCCUCCUCAAUGAUGCCGAGAUGUCGUUUGCUCGAGCAGCAUGGACCUGGCUAGUAGCCCGUCCAGAGGUGCUUAUCGGCGGCAAUAAACGAUGGAAUCGUCUUGAGCUGGACGAAGUCCUUGCACUCCCUGAACCACAACCUGCUGAAGACGAAUCGGCCACCGCGGAUUCAGCACACACUCAGGUUCGGUCAAAAGGGCGGUUGUCUGCACCUGCUACGCCGCAGAAACAAGGCCGGAAGCCUAGAAAGGCUCUCGAAGUGCAGCCACGAAUCUACGUCACCGAAGAUGCCCUCUGGAAGAGACUAACCCGCCAUGGCGUUGAUUAUAAACGAAUACCCAACUUGGAAUGGAAAUGCCUGCUUGGCAUUGCCUCGACGAGGCGAGACGGUAUUCUGCAAGGAGACCUUCGACGUCUUGUCGGUCAGGACCAGCGCUCCGUCCCGAAGCGAACAGAUUUCCUUGCUGAGAAAGGCUACAUCGUGAAGAGACCCCUGUUUGCUCAGGGGACCAAAACAAGCAAACUCUGGCUUACCGACCUGGCUCCCGCUAUGUUUCCCGGAGCGGAUGGAAGCGCUCCGACUAAAGGAGUGGAUAUGUCGAAGGCUGCCUUAACAAGAGACACCGAGCCAGUCUUUUGGCACAAGAAGUGGACGGGAAAGGACAUUGACAUUGAGGCCUUUGCUGAAGCUCUCCUAGCUAUAGUCAAGGCUUGGGGGGUAAUGAAAUAUUCGGACUUACGGUUGAAGAUGGGGCUGGAGGACCUUCGGUGGCAGAUGAGGGCUAUGUCGAGAAUGUGUCGGAAGGUGGCCGACAUGGGUAUCCUCAGAUACGUUGCGGCUACUUUCAUCGACUCCCGAAAAAUCUGGAAGGACUGCAUCAAAUUCAUUCGCGACCCAACCGAGGAAGAGUGGGAAACAAUCUUGGCCACGGGGAAGAAAACCUCAAAUCGGGGCACCCUCCCCAGGAACCUGUCAGCCCAAGCAAAUGCAGCUUCAACCAAUGCCAAGCCUUCUGGUACCCUCAAAUCAGCAGAGGACGACGAGGACGACGGAGAGGAACCCGACGAAGCCUCAGCCUCCCAGCCGAUACCCUCCGGCUGGGUACCGGAGAAGCCAAUCGUCCAUACUCUCUUUGAUGCCGUGCGAGAUGCUGGGCCGCGUGGAAUAUCCAACCCGCAGCUCAGCUCUUCCACUGUCGGCUACCACUUCCGACGCUAUGUCAGUUCAGCCCUGACCAAUUCUGCCAACAAUCAGCAGCCGGCACACUUGAAGAAGUUCCAGAUCAGCAGCGAACUCGUUCGGCAUGGCAAGACCUCCACCUACAUGUAUUCGACGAAACAGGCCAUUAGCUCACCGGGCGAGGUCGACAACGCUCAAGCCGAAUCAGCCAGCCAGGCCGAGGAUAAAGGGGGCGUUCCGAAUUCCUCUGCAUCUCCUCCCAUGACUCCUUCCUAUGGAUUUCGCACUAUCCAACCCCACGCCUUGGCUGGGGAGAAUGCCUCGACCUUUUCGGCUCUCAGCCAAGCGGCAAGAAAAGGGUGCCCCAAGUUUUCCAAACAGCGAAGAUUGCGCACGCCGGAACCUGUGUCUGCAACAGGCACCGCAGAUGGAAGAUCGCCUAAGCGCCGCCGCCUUGAGACUGAUGGAGCCACGAAGGAGGAAGAAUCGGAGAAAAUGGCCGAGAAGCUACCAGGCAAGCCACCUGGUGCUUAUAUUGGCGAACCUGGCUCGCUGAACCCUCGGCGAAGGAUACUAGGAAGGCCGAGGAAAUCGCUAGUCAUCAUCUUCAAAUCCGAGAAGCUGAAAUCUCCCGAUUACCUUAUCACUCUGCCUAUAACCACUACGGGAUUCAUCCCAGUCAACCAAGGCGGCCUUGAGGAUGGAGACAAGAUCAUGGCAGAAUAUGCCGACAUUACCUUUGGAGUUCAGUACAACGGAAUUGCUGGCGAGCUUUCCUUGCCUGGCAACGACCGGAAGCUCGUAUUCUAUAGGCAACCUGGAGAGACUGGCAAAGGGCCUUUGACCAUACCGCUCACUCACUUGCUUGAAGAUCCCUCCAUUCGGCCUGUUCCUGGAGGAGACGAUAAUAGUCUGGUCUGCACCACUAAAGGUGACGGCGACGAGGAAUCGUCCUGGACGUACAUUUUCGUCUUCAAGGAUGACCCCCAUAACCAUGAGCAGGCAGUGUCCCUUCGGGAUCGCGUCGUCGCAAUAAGAGCCGGAACCAACGCCGACGAGGCGCCGGAGGAGCCCCCGAAACCAACAACUGGCGGGCGUGGCCGUCCAGGAAAGAAGGCUGGUGGAGCAGGAAAACCCUUCAAAUGCGACAAGUGCGGCGGAGCCUGGAAGAAUGACAUGGGGCUCAAGUAUCACUUGACAAAGGCUCAAAACCCAUGUAAUCCCAGCUACGUUGCAGCCCCCGUUGUGGAUCGACCCAAAAAGCGUCGGAGGAUGCCAUCCUUAUCGCCUGAACCGGAGAAACAGCCAGGCUCUGGGGAUGGGCCAGCGACGCCAGCGGGGAGGAAUCGUCGGGGCCGUCUCCGUGCCAAACCAGUUACCCCCAAGGCCAGAGCAGCGCGCAAGAUAGCUCGACUCAUCCGAGGUGCAGCGCCCAAUUUUCGGGGGUUGGCGAUUGACGACGACCGGCCACGCGAAAGACACGAGGAACAGCCAAUUCUCAGCGAAGCGCCUCGGAAUGAGCCCAGGCCUUCGGUGCCGCUAGUUAAGCCCCCUGUAGUGGCACUCCCAGCCGCUGCCCUGGAAGCCGCGAAUCCCCAGGCAUCAAGUCCUGCCCUGCCGACGCCGGGCAGCCCGGUUGAACCGUCAGAAAAAAUAGAGGCUUCGUCUCCUCUUAUGAGCUCUCCCAAUCCUCCAGGCAGCCCAGUUCAGCCUCCUGAAAAAAUGGAGGUUGAAGUUGAGGUUGAGGUUGAGGUUGAGGUUGAGGCUGAGGCUUCGGUUGCUGUUAUUGGCUCUCCCAGUCGUCCAGGCACCGGAAACCCGCAGGAGCAUAUGUCUGAGGCAGCCCAGGACAUUCCCAGUGUCACACCAAGGCCUCGACCACCGAUACCUGCAACGGUGGCCCCUGUCACGCAGCAAGAAAUUCUUGAUCAUCAGCUGCCGGAUCCUCCACCAACAGAGAACCAGAUGACUCCCAAGCCGUUCAAGCCCAGGGCAGAUUACAGUCGCAUCUCUGUGGAGUCGAAAGUCAAAACCGUGCAAGCUCUGGAUAUCAUCGAAUAUUUGCUUGAGAGCAAUGGCGGUGUGUUCCCAGGAGACAAGGCCCUCUUCUACGCUGUGAUCCGAGUAUUCUUGAAGGAAUUCGGCGGCCAGAACCCGCCAACGCUUAAGAAUUGUAAGAUUGCGCUUAAGAUCCUCGAGAACAAGAAGAAAGCUCGAGAGAUAGGGCACGCGUUCAGGGAGAGCAGCGGACAGCUGGCCGUCAUCACCAUGCUCGUCAAGACAGAACUGGAUCCCUCCAGCAUCCUUCCAGCCGUGCUCAAGGGGAAGAUGCAGGACGCAUACCCGAACAUCUUCAUCCCGGCAGCCUUCUCGCCAUCAAAGGAAGAGCUCAGGAUGUUGCAGGAACUUGACAGGGAACCGGCCGACGCCGAGCGCAGCGGCAAGAAUGGACCAAAAUUCCGACAAAGGCGGGACCAGACUGGAGAGGUCGAGGUCCUGAGCGCACCGUAUUACUCAAAGGGCAAGUCCUCAGGGGCGGUCGAGAGGCGGUCACGGGAGGUCGGCGAAGGCGAGAGUGGGAAACGAUCGGAGCGGCAAACAACGAAGCGCCAGCGAGAGCUUGAUGCCGACGAAUUGGGUGAAAGGGGCAACGCGAAGAAAUCCAGGACGGACUCGGUCUCCCACCACCACUCGACAACGCCUCCCACCGCGAACAAUGUACGGCAUGCUGCAGUCGAGGCUGAAGGCGAAAAACAUGGUGGUUCUGGCAGUUCUGUCCCCACGACGCCUCCCCCCGCGGCAAACAUGGAACUCAAGCCCACGUCGGUGGUAGACGCGAUCAGAACGUUUGGUUUGCUCCCUGCUAAGAGGGGACCGAGGAAAGGGCACACAGCCGCCCCAAGAAAAUUGGCUGUGCGAAACAACCCAGGGCUGGACAGCUUACCGCCUGGCUUCUUCACGUUCGCUACCGACACUCUCGCCCACCCGCAGCCCCGUACCCCGCAUGUCCGGUUUCUCGAACCCAAUACGCACCUCGACAGCCACAAAGAGUCUGCAUCUGAAGAUGAAGACCUUCCUCAGACUCCAGAUACGAGCUCAACCGGUACACCACCGGAUACUAGCCCCAUUGAUCUUCCCGAGCGGGAACGGGGCGAGGGGUUUGCCUUCGUGCCAUCUACUCCGCUCAAGGAAGAGUCUCAAGGCGCCUGGCCCACCCUGAAACGACGGCACUUUAUUGAGGGUGGAAACCAGAGCUUUGUGCUGGAAGGCUCGCCUCCCGACCGCAACCUUAUUCUUUCCCAGUAUAUGCCGGCUGAUGUCGACGAUAUCAUAGCGAGGACCAAAGCCGACCCCGAUGGAUCGACCUCUUGGGCCGAUCCACUUCUAGGAGAGUUCUGCCAAAUUCUGGAUCGCAUUGAGGCUUGGGAGUUAUCGGAAGACGGCAAUGCCGUGCUCUCGGGGGACAUGGUAGCCCCUGACUGCAUCUACAUCAAUGUGUCAGCGCCCCCGGUGAGAGCUAGCAUGGCACCAGUCACGCCGGUGUGGUCAGCGGAGAACAUGUUUGAGAUGCAGACCCUACCUUACGACCUCAUUGCGGAGGGCAAGUUCGAGGACUGGGGAGCCCCUUCCCCAAAGCCGAGAGGUCGCCCUCGCAAAAAUUUCUCGGGGCCCCUUGCCAUGAAUAUCUCGAAGAGGAACGGAAGGAAGUCGGGCAAGGCGCUCCGUGUGGUACCUCUCAAUAAGAAUCGCUAUCUCACGGCGUAUCCGAAAUCGGCGGAUGAGUUCAUUGCGACCCAUGACAGCGACGAAGGCAAGGAAGACUGGUACAGCGAGUCUACAAGACUUUCGGCCUUUGUUUGUAUUACGACCCUCAUGGGCGGAGUCGGCCAGUCGGUUGAUUGGGGCUUGGUGCUGAGGCUCUUCCCGAAGAUGACUCUCUCAGGCCUUCGACGAUUCUGGAUCACGGCGCGGAAAGAGCAAAGGUCGAGUAUUACAAAUUUGACCCAGAAGUUCCGGAAGGAAUUCCUGAGGGCGUACGAGAACAACGAACUCCCGCCGAUCGACUACGAAAAUGUCAUUGCCUACGAUUGGAAGAUGCUGACACUCUGGACAAGGGAGCUCCUCAGUACAGAGUCGGUAUCCAUUCGCCUGCCUGCGUCCCUGGAAGAACUCGGCGAUCAAAAGUUGGCCAUAGUCGAACCGGCGCACAAAUCGCGGGAAUGGCGUGAGACCUACUUCAUGACCGUACGGUCUUACUUCGACAGGUUCCAAGACGCAAGCUCGCAAGCCAUUUCCAUUCCGAUCGAUGAUAACCAGGAGACCAUCGCGGACAGCUUGACCGCCGCCAUGUCUUGGAUCCGCGCUCUCUGCGUGACUCCGGUGCCGAGAUAUUCGUCCCAAGCCGUCAAGGAAAGGCUGAAUCAGUUGUGCGGAUUGCCUCAGGCCGAUAGAACGAGGCUCAUGGAGGACGCAUCCAUCCAGCUCCGGAAACUGGGCAUGAUUGCCAAGUCCACUCGCCAGUCCGACUACAACCGCAUCUGGAAGCUAAGCGGCCGCGUCAUAAAGGUGCUGGACAAGACGGCCCAGGAGGACAAGUUCGCCAGAGCCGUCGAGUUCAAGAAGGAGCUCGACGCCUGCUUCCGCGAGGGCCGCAAGGCGGUCGUCAGGUACGUGUGCAACGACGGCGCCAUCAUGGCGAUCCUCAACCUGCAGGCGCACCAGCGCAUCGGCGUCGAGACGACGGGCCAGCCGAGCGUGCCCAUGGGCUACGAGCCGUUCAACUACGAGACGCGCAAGUACCCCAAGCGGUACCACCACUUCCGCAUGCACAUGUCGCCGGCGGCCUCGUACCUCGACGACGCCGACCCCGAGCUGGCCGCCCUCCGGGCCCGCGUCGCCGCCGCGGACCCGCCCUGCCGCGGCCCCCGCGGCGAGAUCCCGCUGUGGUGCGACGUGUUCGGCCGCCUCGACAGGCCCCGCUGGUGCAAGUGCCUGGGCGCCGCGCUGUUCAUGCUCUCGUGCCGCGGGGGCGCCGGGGCCGCGGCCCUGGCGGCCGCGCUGCAGCCGGUGCUCAUGGCGUUCGAGGCACAGAUGAUACUCGACUGGGGCGAGGGGGUUGGCCUGCUGAGGCGCCGGGUUGAGGGGACGGCGCUGGCCCCGACUGAGUGGUGGUGGUUGGCCGUUGAGGCGCAGAGGGGGGAGGGGGAUCGGGGUGCUCCUACUGUUUCUGGUGUUGGUGACGCGGGAAAGGAGAGUGGCCCUUGUGCUCCCGGCCCGGCAGUGAGUGGCGCCGCUGGUGACGGCGUCAUGGAUGUGGACGGGUAAGGGGGGAAGUCAGUGGUACGAAGAAGCGAGAGUUUGAGUGCCUCUGGGCUCUCGCGUACCCGCUGGUUCAGAGCGAGCGGAAAGCUGGAAGAAA